Messenger RNA from Adineta steineri, 2364 nucleotides. Lineage: Eukaryota; Metazoa; Rotifera; Eurotatoria; Adinetida; Adinetidae. The record is from the annotation of a GenBank genome assembly.
AUGAAUACUACGCAUGUUAUUUAUUUGUUCAUAAUUUGUUUAAUUUAUCUUCCAACAUUGAUCUAUUCUGGAGAAGAUUUUUAUCAAUUACUUGGUAUUGAAAAAUCAGCUACGCAACGUGAUAUUCGUCGUGCAUUUAAACUUUUAGCACUUGAAAAGCAUCCAGAUAAACGAACUGGAGAUCCUAAUGCACAUACAGAAUUCGUACGAAUAAAUCGUGCAUAUGAAAUAUUACGUGAUGAUGAAUUAAGAAAGAAAUAUGAUACGUAUGGUGAAGAAGGUUUAAAAGAUGAUUUUAAUCGUGGAAAUCAAUAUCAAUCAUGGAAUUUUUAUCAACAUAGUUUUGGUAUUUAUGAUGAAGAUCCAGAAAUUAUUACUCUCAGUCGAACAGAUUUUUUACAAUCCGUUGAUGGUUCACAAGAUGUAUGGUUUAUUAAUUUUUAUUCUGCUCAAUGUUCACAUUGUCAUGAUUUAGCACCAGUGUGGCGUGAAAUAUCAAAAAUACUUGAAGGUGUUAUUCGUAUUGGUGCUGUUAAUUGUCAAGAUGAAUGGAUGAUGUGUAAUGAACAAGGCAUUCAGGGUUAUCCAGCAUUACGUAUUUAUCCAAAACGAGAUACUUAUCAAGGACCAAGAGAAAAAGAAAUACUUAUUCGUUAUGCAAUGAGUUUUGUUAAAGCUAAUGUUGUUAAAUUUGAUGAUCGAAUGUUUCGAACUGAAAAAUUUGAUAAUAAGAAACCAUGGCUUGUUUCUUUUUGUCGAGAAGUUGAUGAAGGUAAUUGUUUAGAUGAUGAUCAAGUUUAUAAAUUAGCAGUUAUGUUGAAUAAUCUUGUACAAGUCAGCAGUGUUAAUUGUCAUGCUGAUCCCGAUGUAUGCCAACAAUUAAAACCACAAAGCCCUAUACUUUUCUAUAAAGUUGAUAAAUUUCCAUGGGGUGAUAGUUAUUCAAUAACAACUUUAAAUUUAAAAGAAAUUGUUACACAAAUUUUAUCACUUUUACCAGAUUUAUCGUUAGUUACGGAAGAUCAUCUUCAAAAAGUACAAAAUCAUCUAAAAGAAAGUUCAGUUGCUAAACCAUGGUUAAUUCAUUUUUUUGAUCAAACAAAUAGUGAAAAAGAUCUUGAUUUAAGAAAAUUACCAUCAAUGUUAACUGAUUACAAUGUUGGUCGAUUUGAUUGUUCAUCAUCACCCAAUGUUUGUAGUGAUUUAUAUAUAUUUAAGAAACCUGCAUUUAUUUUAUUCAAACGUAGUGGACAUCAUGAAUUCUAUUAUGGUCGUCAAACAUCUAAUGAUAUUGCUGGAUUUGUUCGUGAUAAUGCAUUUUCACCAUUACGUACUCUAACUCCUUCGGAUUUUCCAUCAGUAAAAACUGAUACAAAACCAUUUAUUAUUGAUUUCUUUUCACCAUUUUGUCCGCCAUGUAUGCAUUUAUUACCAGAAUUUCGUAAAGCAUCAAAACGUGUAAAUGAUCAAGUCAAUUUUGGUACUGUUGAUUGUACAGUACAUCAACAAUUAUGUCAACAAUCUGGUAUAAAUUCUUAUCCAACAACAAUAAUGUAUAAUCAAUCAACACAACAUUAUUUUCAUGGUCAACAUCAAGAACAAUCAAUAAUAAAUUUUAUUGAUGAUAUACUUCAUCCAACAGUUAUAACAUUAGAUAAUGAUUUAUAUAUUAAAUUAAUUGAAAAUAAAAAUUUAACUGAUAUGUGGUUAGUUGAUUUUUUUAUGCCAUGGUGUCAUCCUUGUCAACAAUUAAGUGGUGAAUGGCGAACAUUAUCAAAAUUUUUAAAAGGUAUUGCUAAUGUUGCACAAGUUGAUUGUACAAUUCAAACAGAAUUAUGUCAAAGACAAGGUGUUCAAAGUUAUCCAACAAUUCGACUUUAUCCACCAAAUAUGGAUGGAAAAAAUUUUGUAUUAUAUAAUAAUGGAUGGCGUGAUGCAAAUUCAUUACGAAAUUGGGCAUUUCAGUAUUUACCCAGUAAAGUUAUUGAAUUAGAUGAAAAGAAUUUUUCGACCAAUGUUUUACGUGAUUCAAAACCAUGGGUGAUUGAUUUUUAUGCACCUUGGUGUGGACAUUGUCAUCAGUUUUCACCAAUAUUUGAAAGUAUUGCACGUAGUUUUGAAGAAAAAGUCAAUUUUGGUAAAAUUAAUUGUGAUAGUCAUCAAUCAGUCUGUCAACGAGCAUCGAUUCGUGCUUAUCCAACUCUUAAAUAUUAUAAAGGUUCACCUGAUUCAAAACGACAAGAUUUUCCUGGUAGCGAAAUAGCAAAUUUAGAUACUAAUUUUAUUAUUAAUUUUGUUAAUAUUCAAUUACAACAAAACCAACAGCAACAAACAUCGAAUGUACAUCACACAACUGAAUUAUAA